Monomorium pharaonis (pharaoh ant) is the source of this 7312-nucleotide messenger RNA. RefSeq lists its product as uncharacterized. The transcript has 2 exons. The coding region runs from base 6980 to 7306 and encodes 108 amino acids. The record is from RefSeq and is a predicted model, not a curated record. Lineage: Eukaryota; Metazoa; Arthropoda; Insecta; Hymenoptera; Formicidae.
UGUGCACUUAAAAUAUUUUUAUUUUAUAUAAUCAGUAUAAAGAUAUAGUUUGAUUUUAAUUUGAUUGUAAUUCUCCAUUAUUAGACUCCAGGAAUAAACUAAUUUCAUCGAGGGUGUUUAUUUCAAAGGGGGAACAAAACAAAUUCAUUACCCUAUCUCAGGUCUAUAAAAAUCGUAUACGUAGUGCGUAGGAACGUUCAAUUACUUCGACCUCAACCAUUCUUAGCAAGGACACUCACCGAGAGACGCAAUACGUCACCGACAGAGAGUCGACCAACGUCACGGGGGCGCCUCGGGUGACGUCAGUGGCAUGCUAAAUGAGAUUAGGCUUGCAAGGGUUUAUUUGCGGCCCACGCAUUUUACUUUCCCCGCGAGGGAAACAUCACGCGGUAUGCAGGAUGUAUCUACUUAUGCGCGGCACCGGAGGCGCGCAUCUUUCAAAUGCACGCCGCUAUCUUCGAUCAAAUUUAUUUUACAGUGUAAAAUAAUUUCUUGUAUCAAUGAUAAAUAUAAAAUUUCAUCUUUGAUAUAAUAAAGGCAUUGAAUAGAGGCAAAAGUGAAAUUGAACAAAGCAUUGUAAAGAUUUGUAUUUAAGAUAAUUAUUUUAGUAUUUUAUGGCGUGUGAUUUAAUGAUUUAUCGCGAAUCUAAAUGAGCAAUUUAAGUAGUUCAUUUUUAUCAAGAUACAUUUGGGUAAUCAAAUUUUUUUUUUUGCUCAUUUCUUUCUCAUAAUUUAUACAUUCCUUUGAGAGGAAUCCUUACCGAUAAAUAAAAACUUGAUAGCAAUUUUUGCAUGGUAAAACACUUCUAAGAAAAGCUAGAUUAAUGACAUAAAUUAAUUUACUUUAUUUGCAUUUUGUCUCUCUUUUAUUCUCACCCUUUUGAUUUAUUUUCCAAUUCGUAAAAGUAGGUCACAUUGACGCUACGAUUUUCAAGAUUAAUCUGACAGAAAAUAGAUAUGCAGUAAGCUACUUUAAAAUAACGUUUAUUUAUCAAAGAUUGAGAAUGUUAAGAUUGGCGCGCUCGCUGUGACGAAUUGGACACUGUGUAUACAUAUUUCUCACCGUAUUCUCACCAUACUCGUUUGGUGUGGGAAAUACGAAGGUAUCCACAGAAGCGGUAUGUGAGACGAACAGAGAUACGUGAUGAGCAACGAAGAGAGCAUAGAGAAAGGAAUAACGAUGCGAUAGCUGGCGGAGGGUUGGCGAGAACUAGAGAAGAGCGCAAAAGCGAGAGGGGGAGAAAGAAAGAAAGAGAGAAAAAUAAAGAAAGAAAAUAAAAGUAGCAGAGAUGGAAAAGGAUAUACGUGGCAUAGGAAAGAGUUGGAGAACGACGAGAACUGUAAGAGAGGAGAAUGAGAGGAAGGGAUGAGAAAGAGCGAGAGAAAGCGAUAGCAGGAUGAUACCUGGCGGAGGGAAAGGGACGAAGAUUUCCUGGCGGCAAAGCGCUCUCGCGGUGCUGCAGGCGGUGGAGGCGGCGGAGGCGGCGGCGGCGACGGCGGCAUAAAUCGGCCGAAGGGAAAACUUUUUGGGCGCGGAGUUGCCGGUCGGCAUGUCCGCGCGCGAACGCGCGUAUGUGCACGUAUAUAUACACAUAUGUGUAUGUGGUUUUAUCUGACGGUACUCGGGGAUGUUGCGGGUUGAUUUAUCGCCUGUCGUUGCCAUGGAAACCUCGGCGUGACCGGCUUGCGCGACACCCUCAUAUCCGAGUCGACUCUGGUUUGCUCUAUUCCCCGCCGCGUCUCUCGCUCGCUUCUGCUUUCAACCCUCUCCUCUUUCCCCGCUAUGUACGCAUCACUCUAUCUCUUACUCGUCUAUCUCUUCCUCGCUCUCCUCCGUCCUCAUCUCCUCACGCUCCUCUCGCUGGCUUCUCUCCUUCUCUCCUCGCCAGGCUUUAUCCCCUCUCGCAUCCUCCUCUCUCUCUCUCUCUCUCUCUCUUUCUUCACGGUACACGCGAACCAUGUCUCCCUUCAUCACAUGCCACCCCGAACUCGAACCCUCUUUCUCCCUCUGUGCGCUCUCCGUACAUCUUCUUGCCUCUCGAAACGAGUCUUUCUCUUCGAGUCUUUCGUUCUUUCAUUCUUCCAUAGAAUCAUUCCAUCUCGUUUUCGCAUUCUCUACGCUUCUCUUCUAUCUCAUUGUCCGGUCUCUCGUUCAUUCUGUUCCUCCUCAAUCGUAUCGUCUCCCUUGCACCUCCCUUUAGACACCUUCUCUCUGUUCUCCGUACACCUCGCUCGUGCUCGUUUCCUCUCUCGGUCGUACUCCCCAGGACCCCUUCGCCUCUCGUCAUUCGUCUCUCUCCAUCCCUCUGAACUUCUCCUCGCCCAUUCCCUCCUCCAUUCCCCUCCCCAUCCUCUCCCAUCUCUCGGCAGGAACCAGUACUACCGCACACCCACGCCACCACCCCGUAACCUCCCCGAUCGCCCUUUUCCACGUUCCUGACCGGGAAUGCGCCCUCAUCUCCCACUCUCUUAGUCUUUGUCUCCCUCUCACUUUCUCUCUACGUCUCUUUCUCUCCUUCGUUUCUCUCCAUCGAGUCUCUCUUCAUCUAUUCGCUUACCCUUCCUAGCUUCCUUCCCUUCGCCCAUUCUCAUCUUCCCUUCGAUAUGCACCCUACGUCACUAUCGUCCUCCGUCGCGAGGCCGAAACUCCCUGGAGGAACGUCAAGGAGCCGAGUGUCGGCGGAAUCCUCCGCAAGGAACUGCACACCUCCGCAAUCUUCCAUCGGCGAUGCCUUCAAUCACAUUGACGGCCUACACAAUCUUUUUAUUAAGUCUCGCGAUUCGACAUGAUUCCGUCAGUGCAAAUAAUCAAGACAAGUCUUUCUAUUCGCCCGUAACGUGUUAAUUCGUAAUGCGAGUUCUAAGUGAAUGACAUGAUAGUGUUGUUUCGGCAUUAUGAUGCUUACGAAUGUUAUUUUUGGGAUAUCUAUUUCGACAGCGAGCAGAUUAAAUUACCACGUAGAAGCAUCUUCAAAAAUUAAACUGUCUUUAAUUUCAUAUAAAUAAUGCCAUUUUUACAAUUCGUUCGGACAUCGACAUCCACUUUAAAUUGAUAUUCACUAUGUGCGCAUAUGCAAUUCUUAUUCCUUUUCUCUCGUUAUUUCGCUGAUUCGUUAGUGCUCUUCGUUAAAAUAAUUAUAUUAUUUAAUAUUAAUGACAUCACUGGCUUAACAUUUUAUAUUAUAUAAUAACAAAUAUUUAAUUAAGUAUUAAUAAAUAAAUUUUUCUUUUUUCUUUAUUUUUCUAAAGUUAAUAUUUAUUUUUUCAUAUAUUUAUAUAAAUUUCACUUUGGAACUAAAUUGAUGUAUCGAGCUUGUUAUCGACAGAGUCGAUAUACGACAGGUUGAAAUAAUUUUUUUCAAUUAUACUAUAAAUGCAAUAUUUAAUAAGUACACUUGUAACUUGUAAUAAUAAUAUGUUCUCUUUUUAUAACAUAAAUACAAUGUAAAUUUAAAUCAGAAGAAUAAAGCAAUAUCUCAUUAACACAAUUAUAGUAACAUUUUCUGUCUUGUAAAAUAAAAUAGAAAACUGCAUUGAUUAAUAUGUCUUGUUUGUUAAAUAUCAUUAUAUUUUAAGUAAACUAAUAUAAAACAUCAUAUUUCACAAUGCAUUAUCGACUGUCGUUAAUAAUUUCUGAGCUUAAUCCGAUCAAAUUGCGAAAUCAAAAAGCAUUCGAAACUUAUAGAACGAGCAGAUGUUCGGAUUCGCGACUUUGCAGGUCGCAUUUCCGGGCGCUAUCGAUCGCACGAACGACGAAAGAUUCAUCUUAGACGUCGAACGCGACGACUAUCUGCGCAUUAUUCGCUUCCACGAUUUUAGCGCGAGCGAGAUGCCUGACUGACGGAGGGAAUCGAUUGGCAUAUGCAGGCCCAAUUAGGGAUGCAGCCGAGAAUUACGAAAGUACCAUCGUUGAAUUACUUUCUUGAGAGACGAGUUUCAUAACAAGAGACUCCAAUUACUUUCACGAAUAAUUCCGGCUCGGUUAGAAGCGCCGGUCGACACAUAAAAAAUGUUUAGCCGGGCAAUCGCGCAAAUCUCCGUCACAGCAAGACGGCUUCCUGAUUUUUUUUUUUUUUUUUUUUUUUUUUUUUCGAGGAUAGUUCGAACACCGAAGCUAGCGCGAAAUAACUGGAAUUCCGUGAUACGUAACGGUACCGAUACUUUCGUUACUAGAUUUAUCGUGAAACGCGUUGAAUUGUUUUAAACGAGGACUGCUAAUCAGAAUCUUAUAAUUUCAAUGUCUUAAAAAUUGAAAUUCAACAGUUGUAGCAAGUAUCGGAAAUCCUAAUUUAAACAUCUCAGUUUUUGCACCCUAUAUUUAGUGAAGAGAUUCGAAAUUAUCUUUUUUUUCUGAUUAGAAGAAAUAAAAUACUGAAAUUGAAUUCAUAUUAUCGUUUUGAUUAUCAUUAAAAAUACAUUCUUUUAAAGUUUAUAAAUCCAAUAAUUAUUAUCGAGAAAUGCAAACAACAAAAACUUAUGAAUAUAUAAUAUUGCAAUAAUUCGAAAUUACUUGAAGGUGCUGCGUUCCUUGGAAAUAAAAUGGAAACUAAUAUCGAACGAUUAGCCGAUGGUAAAAGGUACAGUAUGCGAGUGUUAAGUCCCUGCAUUAUCGGCGCCAGGAUUAAUACGUUUAAAUUUGUUCUUUUAUGCUGUGUCAAAUUAGCAAGAUAAAUUCGGGAUGCUUUUACGAGGCGUUAUCCAGCGGAUUGAUUUCUUCUCCGCAAUGAUACGAGAAUGCGUCGUAUCGCGGAGCAGCCUUUUUAUUCCCAGGCAUUAACUAAUUGAAACGGAGGACCGGUUGGAGGGAGGAGGAGAGAGAGGACGAGCGGUCGAAAAAGAUGUGCACGAAGAGUAAAAGCACGGGCAAAAACGAACUGGCGACAAAAAACCUGGCUGCUCUGGAUGGAGAGACCAGGGCGCCAGGAAUAUUCUCGAGCAGUCGUUGUCGGUCUCAUUGUUAUCGACCCGCUCUGGGUUCUCUGGCGUCAUUGCUAACGUGAUCACGUCGUAGCUAUCACCUUCAUACCGGGCAGCACCUUCCUACGGCCACACUGUGACGUGGUUUCGUACUUCGCGAAAGGUCACAGCAACCGAAUAUGUUCUGGACCAAGAAAAAUGUUUGCUUUUAGAAAAAAUUGUGGAAAAAAAAUUUCCUCUAAAUAAAUUUAUAUAUAUAACGUAGCAAUAUAUUAAAUUUUUAUUAUAAAAAAUGUCCCAGACGGCAUAUAACACUAAAAGGUGAUAAAAAGUUAUUUUUAAGUUAUCUUUUUGUCAAAGCAAAAAGAUGUCAGUAAGACAUCUUUUCGGCAAGUCGAAAAAGACAACAUAAAACGGUCAUCUUUAAUUUUCUCUCUUAUCCAUUCUCAUUUAUUUAUUUCUCCUAUAUUUACAUUUAUUAGUCUUUAUUUAUUCUUAUCUAUUUACUUACUUUACAUGUACUUUUCCCUUUUAUUUUUAUAUUAUUACUAGGGAAUAAUAAUAUCUUUAAUGUUAAUCGUAUAAUAAAGUUUUUUAAACCUUUUUAAAAUACUUUUAUUUAAAUUUAAACAUUUAAAUGAUAAAGAUUAUACAUUUUAAUUCGUAUAAAAUUUAUAUUUCUUAUCGCUUAAUUAUAAGCGGAAAAAUUCACACUUUACUACUACGAAGAACGGGUUGCAUACAACUGGGUUACAAAGAUAAAUAUAACAUAAACCUAUGCCUUUCUUGUGUUAAUCUAACUAAUCAGCGACGUGUUGGAACAAUAAGAAUAGUAGAUAAAAAUAGUUUUGACCUUCUUAAUUUUUAUAACGAUAUGCUUAUCUGCAUUCGUAGUCACGUGUUGUGACUUCUUACGACAGGAUAAAGAUCGCGAAAAUAUUAUUACUAAUAUUUCAUUGUUUUAUUGUACAAAUAGUAUUGUGAAUAUUAUUUAUUGUAUUGUGUAUAGCUCAUAAAACAUAAAAGAUAUAUUGUAUGUAAUUAAAAAUAUAUUAUAAAAUAUAUAUGUUUGUAUCAGUAACUUUAAUCCUCCAUUAGAUGCAAUACAAAUACUAACACGGGGUAAUGCAAUUGAUCUGACAGAUUAAAUAGCUAAAUCUUGAUAUUUCUUGUUUUUUAUGAAGAAAAAUUAAUAUUAAAAGAUAUUACAACAAAUUUAAUGGCAAAUCGCUUAUUUAAAAAAUUAUAUGUAAGAUUAUACGUAAAAAUCGAAUUUAAAAAAGAGCACUUCAUCUGAUUAGUUGCGUCCGUCGAAGGAUUAAAGCAAAUAUCACUAGAUAAAAUGCGUUCUCUAUAAUAUAAUUAUAAAUUAUUUUUUAGAUUCUUCAUUAAAAUAUCAGAUAAAAUUUGAGCACUAUUAAAAAAUAAUUUAACAAUACUAUUAAUAUAUUCAAUAAAUUUAUUAUGACAAAAUGUAUUAAAAUUUUAUACAUAAUACAAAUGUUUCUAAAAUAAAUUAUUUGAUGAAAACUAUUGUUAAUCAUUUCUAAUUCUAUGAUCUCCAUAUUUUUCAUUUUUUAUGUUUAAAAAGUUUGCUUACCAUUCUUUUUAAAUUAACUUUAGUUUAUAGAAAUUAAAUUAUACUAAUUAAAUUUUUUAUCAAAACUCCAACGUUGUCAUAUUAUAAAAGAUUUGAUUUUCUAUCAGUUCUUUUCUCACUCAAUUUCAUGAUAUAAAGGUAUACAAAAGAUUUAAGAUAUUUAAAAGUAAAACAUCCGUAAAUGAUAAAGCUUAUUUGCUUGCAUUGUAUUGUCAGAAUAUCUAAUAUACAAGAUAAGAAACAUACGCAAUCUGCAAAAAAAAUCUGUAAAGUGAGUAAUAUGUAGGUACACGACUUCGUCACGUUCGUAUUUUUAAGAACAUACCUCUCUUGUCUAUAUAAAUGAGCAAGAAAAUUCAGUUAAGAUUAUAACGAUUGCAAAGUGUGCAUCAAAGUAUACCUAAUAAUAUUAAAAAAAAAACUUCAGUUACAGUAUAAAUAAUACAGAAAAUAUAACGGAAAAAUGUUAUAUCCAAGUAUUUGGAUUGGUCUGUUGAUUUUAUAUGAGCCAAUCUUGGCAGAAAGAAAGGUAAUAUUAACUUGGAAUGUGCCGCAUGAUGGAUUGCAACAUUAUAUUUCACCCGUGACUGAUCAGACUUUCCGAACCAAAAGAUUUGGCUUCUCUUUUCUUGAUGAGCUACGUCAUAAUAUAUGUCACUCAUUUUGCACAUCUGCAUCUACUAUGCCAUAUUUUAUGAAUCUCAUAUGUGCUAUAAAAUGUCCUGAAUUAUAUUUACCACACGGUACGACAACACCGAUGCCAACUCCAGGUAUAAAAAUAAAUAAGUAAUAAAAA